This is a messenger RNA of Cuscuta epithymum, 1808 nucleotides long. NCBI's taxonomy places the organism in Eukaryota, Viridiplantae, Streptophyta, Magnoliopsida, Solanales, Convolvulaceae. The record is from the annotation of a GenBank genome assembly.
AUUAUAUUUAACUUCUACAAAUUUGGGGCUAUUUACCGAGCACAAAUGUACAAAUGCACCUUUAUCUCAGUCAAUUAUUACUGUAUCCUUCAUUUUGACAUUGGCGGGGAAGACAAGUGAAGGUCUGAGAUUCAGUCAAGGCCCAGGGAAGAAGGCUAUGAGUAGUGUGCUGUCUUAUCUCACCAUCGGCGUCGAGUCGUCACCGCCGGUGAACUGGUGGGACAAGAUAAACGAAUCAGUUAAAUGGCAAGACGGAAUCUUUUAUUCACUCUGUGGUGCCUACGCUCUCGUCUCUGCCGUUGCCCUUAUUCAAUUGAUAAGAAUUGAACUGAGAGUGCCUGAAUUUGGCUGGACAACACAAAAGGUCUUUCAUAUCAUGAAUUUCAUUGUAAAUGGAGUUCGUGCUAUUAUCUUUGGGUUUCACAAACAAGCCUUUCUUUUCCACCCGAAGGUGCUAACUUUGGCACUUUUGGACCUCCCUGGGUUGCUCUUCUUCUCAACAUAUACACUUCUUGUCUUAUUCUGGGCAGAAAUAUAUCACCAGGCCAGAUGUUUGCCAACUGAUAAACUCAGAGUCCUAUAUAUAUCAAUUAAUGUUGUAAUAUACAUCAUACAAGGUGGUAUAUGGUUGUACCUCUGGAUCAAUGAGAAUCAGACUGUGGAGUUUUUUGGAAAGAUAUUUAUAGCAGUUGUUUCACUCAUAGCAGCUUUGGGAUUCUUGUUCUAUGGUGGAAGGCUAUUUGUCAUGCUGAGACGCUUUCCUAUUGAGUCUAAAGGAAGAAGAAAGAAGCUUCAUGAGGUUGGAUCGGUAACAGCCAUAUGUUUCACGUGUUUUGUCAUAAGAUGUUUUGUGGUUGUAUUGUCUGCUUUUGAUUCUGAUGCAUCACUCGAUGUAUUGGACCAUCCAGUGACGAAUUUCAUAUAUUAUGUGCUAGUGGAGAUUCUUCCUUCCGCUCUUGUUCUUUACAUACUGCGCAAACUGCCCCCCAAAAGAGCAUCUGCACAAUAUAACCUCAUACGUUAGCUGCACUAAGAGUGAAUUUGGUUGGAGGAUUUGAGAAGGAAGGUUUGAUUCUUGUCGUAAUAGUUUUUUCUCUUAUCUGUCGGUCCUAGACUAGUAAAUAAAUAACUAUUUGCUUUUUGUUAAAUCAUGUAAUUCUAUAUAAAAUUUCAUCUUCUCUUUAUUGUCAACCAUCUAAAUGUAAAAAUAAACUAUUAAAAUAUAAUCACCAUUCCCUCUGGCAUCCCCCAACCAAACAAGUUUUUAUUGUCCUCGGGGGAGCAAUGCUUGUUUUCCCAAGUAGACCAGAAAAAAAACCCUGGAGAAAAUAGGGGCAUGUGCUUUUAGUAUUAGCCUAGAACCAGCUUGUGCCUAUUGGGUACUUGUAAUGUUGGCACAAUUGUUUGUACUUGUACAUUCUGGACAAGCAAGUAUGAUGUUACAAUGACUAGCUUCUCAUUGCAUGGUCUAUGGGCAUCUGAUGUGAGAUUGAACUAUGACUCAUCCUGGAGGACCCCUACAAAUAACAAAUAUGAACAUGAAGCUCUUGAUAUUUCACCUUUGCAAAAAGCUUUGAUUUUCUGGGAUCCUUUUUCGUCCACCAUUGGUUGAUCAGAUUUGGUAAGAAUUGAGGGAUUGAGCUCUUUUGGGUUAUGCUAUUUAUACAUGAUUGUUGUCCUUCAUUUUAUAGUUGUACUGUUGUACACAUAAUUGAUGUACAAGUUUUUCAGGAUUCGUCUUUGGUAUAUGUGCACAUACAUAACUUUUUUAUGUUCGUGUUUGUGUGAAUAUAAAAAGUGAUAUUGAC